Messenger RNA from Botrytis byssoidea, 7728 nucleotides. RefSeq lists its product as uncharacterized. The coding region runs from base 1 to 7728 and encodes 2575 amino acids. Gene Ontology annotation, biological process: secondary metabolite biosynthetic process; proteolysis; fatty acid biosynthetic process. The transcript is spliced from 5 exons. The record is from RefSeq and is a predicted model, not a curated record. NCBI's taxonomy places the organism in Eukaryota, Fungi, Ascomycota, Leotiomycetes, Helotiales, Sclerotiniaceae. Gene Ontology annotation, molecular function: 3-oxoacyl-[acyl-carrier-protein] synthase activity; fatty acid synthase activity; serine-type peptidase activity.
AUGCGUUCAACAAGUGACGAGAUGCCAUCCGUGGCUAUAUUCUGUCCUCAAAGCAAAGCUCCACAGAAAAUUUACCUCGAUCGACUACACUCUUUCCUUUGCCAAAACCAAUUCUUGAAACCUUUUGUUCAAGAUAUCCAAGAUCUUCCUCAGACUUGGCAAACUUUCGCAAAUCAUAGGGAGGAUAUUGCGGCUCUCAAACAAGGGCCAAGAUAUAUGAAAAAUUUGUCUAACUGGAUUACAACUGGUGAAUCCGAACCCAUUGCAAAUGCAAUGUCCGGCAUAUUAUCAUUACCUCUUUUAGUCAUAAUUCAAAUAGGACAAUACUUUCAAUUUCUUGGAUUGAAUGGAAUGAGACAUUCUGAAUUUCUCACUCAAGUUCGAAACGGUGGGGGAAUUCAAGGAUAUUGUGGUGGCUUAUUACCAGCUAUGGCAAUCGCUUGUUCGAAAGAUGAAAUAGAAUUGGCGAAAUAUGCAUCUGUGGCCAUGCGUAUUGCCCUUGGAAUAGGGGCAUACGGAGAGCUGGGUGAUGAUGAAAAUAUACCAGGACCAACAACAAUUGUCGUACGCUUGAAACGUAUAGGACAAGGGGAAGAGAUUGUGUCCAAAUUCCCAGGCGCACACAUUUCCGCUGUUACUGACCCCAAAACUAUUAGCAUGGUAGGGUCAGUGCCAGUACUUGCCAAAGUACAAGCAUAUGCACGCGAGCAAGGCCUACUUGUACAAGAAAUGCAUCUCCGAGGAAAGGUACAUAAUCCUGAGAAUGCAGAGCUCUCGUUAGAAUUGUGCGGUCUAUGCGAUAAAAUAGAUUCCUUGCAACUUCCACCGGUAUCCGCUCUGCAGGCACCAAUGAGAUCAAAUAAGACGGGGCGGCUACUCGAAAACGAAUCUCUGAGCCAUGAGGCUGUGCAGACAAUCUUAGCAUCAAGGUGUGAAUGGUAUACUCUUCUCACAAAACUAGCAAAUGAACUUGAGAAGAGUGGAAAGAGAUCACAUGUAUUCGCAACUUUUGGUAUCGGUGAUUGUGUCCCGUUGGCACCAUUCCAUAAGAAGCAAUUGCGCAUAACAAAACUCGAUGUUCUCAGUGCAAUCAACGGAGCUGUGCCAUCGGUACCUAAACCACGAGAAGAAACGCAUUAUUCUUUUCCUGAUGAUGCCGUCGCCGUGGUUGGGGCCUCAUGUCGUCUACCUGGUGCAAAUAAUCUGGAAGAACUUUGGGAUCUGAUAUCAAAAGGAACCUCAGCUGCGAAAGAAGUUCCCAAUGAUCGCUUUGAAUUACAUCGUAGUUUCAGAGCUUCACAAGACUGGAAAUUCGCUGGCAAAAGAAAGUUCUUUGGUAAUUUUUUGGACAUCGUGAAAGAUUUUGACCAUGCAUUUUUCCGCACAAAUCCAAGAGAAGCGGUAAACAUGGAUCCCCAGCAAAGAAUCUUGCUCGAGCUUGCAUAUGAAGCAAUGGAGUCUAGCGGGUACUUACGUUCGCAUAAACGCGAAAAUAAUGAUCCGAUAGGGUGUUUCAUAGGGGCUAGCUUUGUGGAAUACCUUGAUAAUACAAACUCGAACGCACCAACCGCUUAUACAUCAACCGGAACUAUCAGGGCUUUUCUAUGUGGUAAAAUCAGCUACUACUUUGGAUGGAGUGGCCCAUCAGAAGUUAUCGAUACUGCAUGUUCUUCUUCACUAGUAGCAAUUCAUCGAGCAGUUCGGGCCAUACAAAGUGGAGAAUGCCCAAUGGCUUUGACUGGUGGGAUCAAUAUCAUGACUGGCAUCAACAAUUAUCUAGAUCUGGCAAAAGCUGGAUUUUUGAGUCCUACAGGGCAAUGCAAACCAUUUUGCGAGUCAGCUGAUGGAUAUUGCAGGGCCGAAGGAGGUGGGCUGAUUUUCUUGAAGUCAUUGAAACAGGCGGUUGCAGAUGGAGAUCAAGUCCUCAGUGUCAUUCCUGGAGCGGCGACAAAUCAAGGAGGUUUAUCAUCUUCACUUACAAUUCCUUCAUCCCCGGCACAAAUCCAGUUAUAUCAGAACAUAUUGAAUAAAGCCAAAAUGAAACCGGACCAGGUGUCUUAUGUAGAGGCUCAUGGUACUGGUACCCAAGCUGGUGACCCACUCGAAGUAGCAAGCAUUCGACAAGUAUUCGGAGGAUCUGAGAGAACCAAUUCUCUAUACUUAGGAUCUAUCAAGGGCAACAUUGGGCAUUGCGAGACCGGAGCUGGAGUUGCUGGUUUACUGAAACUAAUUGCAAUGAUCAACAAAGGAAUCAUCCCGCCUCUCGCAAGUCACAACACCCUUAAUCCAAAGAUUCCAGCUCUGGAGCCGGAUCGAAUGGCAAUCACUACAAAAGCUAUACCGUGGAAUGCUCCAUUCCGGGCAGCUUGCGUGAAUAGCUAUGGAGCUGCUGGAAGUAAUGCUGCCAUGUUGAUAUGUGAAGGUCCACGACAAUACAUAGAAGCACCAAAGAAUCCACUUCAGAUUAGUGCAAAUUUUCCAAUUAUUCUAAGCGCAUCAACAAAAGAUAGCGUGUUGAAGUAUGCGAAGAGUCUUGGAGACUAUCUUGCAGCUGCAUCGCCAAAACCAAGUCUCGAUGACUUGGCGUUUACGUUAAGUGAACGAAGGCAACAUCAUAAAUUUCGUUGGACUACGACAGAGUCAAAUAUCGAUCGACUUAUUCAACUAUUGAAAACGGAUACUCAGUCGUGUUUUGAGACCCCAAAGGUACUAAAGCAUACCGUACUAGUUUUUGGAGGUCAAAGUAAACAAAUAGUUGGACUUGACAAGAAGUUGUACCAAUCUCACCCCCAACUUCGAGGGUAUAUAGAUGAUUGCAACGAUCUUGUUACGAAUCUCGGCUUCUCAGCUAUCUUGCCAGCGAUAUUUCAAUCUGAGCCAAUCACAGAUAUCGUUGCACUUCAAUGCGGUACUUUUGCAAUGCAAUAUGCAUGCGCGAAAUGUUGGAUUGACGCUGGACUAGAAAUAGAUACAGUAGUGGGUCAUAGCUUCGGCGAAUUGACUGCUAUGACUGUAGCUGGAGUACUAUCAAUACAAGACGGAAUCAAAUUGAUUGCUACUAGAGCUUCACUGAUGCAAACGAAAUGGGGUCCAGAAAGGGGGACAAUGCUCGCAAUUCAUGCCAAUAAGGAGCGUGUACAAGAUAUCAUAGCUUGUAUUAAUUCAGGAGCUGGAGAAUUGGAGAUAGCCUGUUUCAAUGCUCCUACAAGUCAAAUUAUUGUCGGCAAUUUAAUGUCGAUAGCCGAAGUCGAGGAAUUGCUAAGAAUCGAUUCUCGAUUCAACGGUAUUAAAUCUCAACGCCUUGAUGUUAGCCACGGCUUCCACUCCAAGUUUACAGAACCACUUCUGAAAGACAUCGAUGAGUUUGCAGAGACCUUGAAGUUCAAUCAAGCAAAGAUUCUAGUUGAGAGCUGUACUUUGGAUUCAUUGGAAGAAAUAUUGCCAAGUCGUCUUUCAGAGCACACCAGGGAACCUGUCUAUUUCCUCGAUGCCAUUCGAAGAAUUGAAAGAAGAUUAGGACCAUGUCUCUUUCUAGAAGCUGGAAUGAAUUCUCCAGGAAUAGCAAUGGUCAAGAGAGCUGUUCAGAAACCGGAUGAUCAUUGUUUCCAAGAGAUGAAGCUCAAGAACUCUCAAGAUCCAAUGGCUGUACUCUCGGCUAUUACAACAAACCUUUGGCGUGAAGGCGUUCCAGUAUCAUUCUGGACCUUUCUAUCGCCGCCACAAGAGGGAGGAUAUAAGCAAAUUUGGCUUCCACCAUAUCAAUUCCAACGUACGCCACACUGGUUGGAAAACAUAGAUAGAGUAAUCGAAGCUCAAGAUAGAAUCUCUUCGACCGUACUCAAGCCUACAAAAGACUUCCAAAUUCAAGCUCCCAAACAGCUCGUGACGAAAACAGACGGGUCGCGAAAAGAAUACAAAAUCCACAUUGAUACUGAAAGAUAUUCCAGAAUUGUAUCGGGUCAUGCAGUUAGAAGACAGCCAUUAUGCCCCGCGUCAAUGUAUAUGGAGUGUGCAGCCAUGGCAUUACAGAUUUCAGGUGCUGAUGUUGAAAAAAAGUCGAUGUUCUUUGAUGGCUUGACUUUCCAAGCUCCUCUUGGUAUUUACAUGGACCGAGAAGUGUCCUUGAUAUUGGAGGAAUCUUCAGAACCACAUAUCUGGACCUUUGUAAUGAAAAGUUCGUUGAAGGUCGACUCAAAAUCUAGGCCCACGAUACACGCAAAAGGAAUGAUUGGUUUGACUACUCAACCACAACUUUCAACUUAUGAGAGACUUAUAUCGGAUCGUGUCAAUGCAUUGAUAAAGCAACCGGGUACUGAGAAAUUGAUGUCCAAACGAGCAUAUGGUCUUUUCUCAACAGUUGUACACUAUUCGGACUUCUUACAUGGGAUUUCAAACAUCACGAUGGAUGGAAAUCAGGCAAUUGCAGAUAUUGAGUUGCCUCCUUUCCCCGUCGAGGUACAGGAGAGCACAAUCAAUCAUAUCUGCGACACCGUCGCUUUGGAUACCUUUAUUCAAGUUGUUGGUUUACUUAUCAAUAGUAGCUCUCACUGCUCCUCUGAUGAAGUGUACGUUGCUACCGGUGUUGACAGUACAAUCAUGUCAGUCUCAUCAUGCAAUUUCACAAAUUGCAAGUAUUGGACGGUGUAUGCUAUGUUCACACCAACUAGUACUACCCAAGCCACUGGUGACAUCUAUGUUUUCACUCGAGAUGGAAAAUUGGUAAUGACCAGCACUGGAGUCAGUUUCACAAAGUUAUUGAUAACAAAGCUCGAGAAAAUGCUUGCUGCAGCAAAUCCGAAAGUAUCAAACAAUGCACCACUGAAGCAAGAGCUCAUGAGAACGUUAACGCCGAUUACAACUCCAGGGUCACCAACUGAAGAUGAUUCGAGAAGUAGUAUUGAUGAUUCUGAUGAUGAAGGGCCACCUACACCUACAGACUUUGUGUCGGGGGCAGACAAUCUGAAAAAUUUGAUUGCCUCAUAUACAGGUCUUUCUGAUACGGAAAUUAUUGAUGAUGUGAAUAUUGGUGAUCUUGGAGUGGAUUCGUUGGCAGCCGUUGAGCUUGCCGAGGAACUGCAAACAAAAUUUGGGAAAGAGAUUGCAGCUGAGGAUCUUAUGAUGAGCACCUAUGCAAAUUUGCUCCGGAUUUUCGUUUCUACAACACAAUCGAGCAAAUCAAAGCCGAUAAAAGCCAGAUCAGCGGCAUCUGAGAUCAUUCAACAAACACCCAAAGCCUCUUCUAAGCAUGACAGCAAUUCAUUACAAAGACAAAAGGUGUUACAAAUGAUUUCUGAGAUAUGUGGAGCUCCAAUUGACGAAAUCCGAGAUUCAGCAGCUCUGCAAGACCUUGGUGUUGAUUCGCUUUCGGCUGUCGAGUUGAAAAGUGAGCUUGAAGAUAAAUUUCCAAUCGAAAUUGAUGAGGAUGAUCUCAGUCUAGAGUCAACAGUCAAAGAGGUAUUGAAGUAUCUCGGCAUUGAGGCAACCCAACAACAACAAAAACCUAUCAUUGCAGUUUCAAACGGCAACACGAGCUUAUCCAACAGUCUUGAAAGAGCCAUUGCAAAUCCACCGGUAGUUCUAGCAAACCCCAUGGACAUAAUUGAGAAAAGUCAAGCAGCCUUUGAACCUGCUGCCAAGAAGCUCGGAUAUAUCAAUUACUGGUCUGAAGUUGGUCCAAAGCAAGAUGAACUAUUGAUAGCAUACAUUGCAGAGGCGUUUAGAACACUUGAUGCUGAUUUAUGGAAACUUGGCAAUGGGCAAGAGUUACCAGAUAUUACUUAUCUUCCGAAACAUUCAAAAGUUAUGGCUCGAUAUAUGGAAAUACUGCAGACAGGAAAGAUCAUUGAAAAGAAAGGCAGCAAAUAUUUUCGAACCUCAAGAAGUCUUUCAAAUUUGAGUUCGGAUGAAUUGCUUCAAAACUUGCUGCGACAAUAUCCUGCCUACGCAGCAGAAUCGAGACUAAUGGAAUUGACUGGUCCAAAACUCGCGAGCUGUUUGACUGGAAAAGCUGAUCCUGUUGCACUAAUGUUUGGUACCUCGGCAGCACAAAGGACAAUGGGAGACUAUUACACUACUUCGCCUAUGCUUGGUACUCUCACUGAGCAAUUGGUCGAUUUUAUGAGACAAAUCGUGAUCAACACUACCGGUCAUGGACCAAUCAAAAUUCUAGAGGUUGGAGCUGGAUUCGGCGGAACAACCACACGACUUGCAGAAAUCCUUCAAGAAGCUGGUCGACCAGUUGAAUACACUUUCACAGAUAUUUCUCCUUCACUUGUCAAAAAUGCCAAGACAAAAUUUGCGAAGUAUGAUUGGAUGAAGUUCCAAACUUUGAACCUCGAAAAGGAUAUUCCAGCGAAUAUGAGAGGACAAUAUGACAUCGUUAUAGGAACAAAUUGUGUCCAUGCAACCACUAACAAGACUUCUUCGACUAGACAUUUGAGGGAAACAUUGAGAGAUGGCGGCUUCGUUAUUCUCUCUGAAGUUACGAAGCUCAUUGAUUGGUAUGAUGUGGUGUAUGGACUUCUAGAUGGUUGGUGGUUAGGAGAUGACACCAAUUAUCCUCUUCAACCACCAGAAUUUUGGAUGCAGUGCUUUAAAAAGGCAGGAUAUGCUUCAGCGUCGUAUACGGAAGGAUCAACGCCAGAUUCCAAUACGCAGCGUCUACUUAUCGCUUCUACCAAGCUCCUCAAAACUCCAAGUCGUGAAUGCACUGCGAAGAGGGAGUCGAAAUUGGGUCAAAGAGUCGAAACGGUGACUUAUAAAAUUGUUGAUGGUGUUGAAGUACUAGCGGAUAUCUUCCUACCGGAGGUGGCACCGAUCAAUCCAAUGCCUAUAGCCUUGAUGAUCCACGGCGGCGGACAUAUGACAUUAUCAAGAAAAGCCAUUCGUCCAGCUCAAACAUCACUUCUCCUUGCAAAUAACGUAAUUCCUAUUAGUUUGGAUUACAGAUUAUGCCCAGAGGUAGAUCUUAUCAACGGCCCCAUAGCAGAUAUUCGUGAUGCAUAUUUUUGGGCUCAAACCAAACUGCCAGGGCUUGUGAGUGAUAGAGGAAUCAAGAUAGAUCCUACCAAGAUUGUCAUGAUUGGUUGGUCAACAGGAGGUCAUUUGGCAAUGACAACCGCAUGGACAACCAAAAAUAUUGGCCUAGAGCCUCCUUGUGCAAUAUUAGCAUUUUAUAGUCCAACGGAUUUCGAAUCGGGAGAUUUAGAUAUCAGUCGUGCAAAUCAAUACCCGGGAAGGAAGUUAUCCCUGGACACGAUUAGAAAAUCCCUUUCCACGCGUCCGAUCACAAAUUAUGAUGCUGAGAGCAUCGAUUCAACAGGCCUAGGAUGGGUUCGUCCAGGAGAUCCGAGAUCCGAGCUUAUGUUGUCUCUUUUUAAAGAAGGGAAUGGCCUUAGUAUUAUGCUGAAUGGUAUCUCUGAUGAUGAUUGGUGUAGAAAACCGGAUCGAGAACGUGUCGCGUUCAUCAGUCCUAUGGCUCAACUCCGAUCCGGUAUAUACACCACACCAACAUUUUUAAUACAUGGCGAGGAUGAUGAGAUUGUUCCAUUUCAUACGGCGAAGAAAUUUGUGACCGCUUUGAAGGAGCAUGGAGUACAGUCUGGUUUGUUGGGGGUGUCUUGUGCAAAACAUAUUCAUGACUUAAAUUUGAGGCCGGGUAUGGAAGAAUGGAGACGAGGUGUUGAGCCAGGAUAUGAUUUCUUAUUCGAAAUACUGUCAAGAUUAUGA